Molecule: messenger RNA, 3957 nt
Organism: Lachancea mirantina
Lineage: Eukaryota; Fungi; Ascomycota; Saccharomycetes; Saccharomycetales; Saccharomycetaceae
Source: the annotation of a GenBank genome assembly
AUGACCCGCCGGAAAGCUGAAGUGUCAGAGUUCCUCGGUGAAGAUGUUGACAUCCUCACUAACAAGAGUUUGAAACCGACCAGAAGACUUUUAACACCAUUCCUUUUCUCGAGAGUUCCACCAGUUCCUGAUAGCGAGUCAAGGCAGUCGUUGCCUAUGUACACGAAGAACAUACUCUCAGGGAUUUUUUUUACGUGGCUAAUACCUCUCUUUAAUGUGGGAUACCAAAGGACGUUGGAAUUUGAUGACCUGUGGACCCUCGAUGAGAGGCUAUCAGUAAAAAAUACAUUCCCGAGAUUCCAACGCCAUCUUCAAUUGCUUUCAAUCAGAAACAAUGAGAAGGCUACAGGUAGGAUUUCAAAGCGUACACUUUUGGAAGCUUUGUUUCAUACGUUCAAGUCGGAGUGUUUGUUAGCAUUUGUCGCGGCAACCUUUAAUUACGGCAGUUUGGUUGUCAUUCCAGUUUUGAUAAAGAAGCUGAUUGAUGUGGUGGAACUACGAGUAUUGAUUACAGAAACGCCAAUCAAUGCUGGCGUUGGUUACGCGCUGGGCAUAGUUAUUUUGCUAACUCUUAGGUCUCUUGCGCAGAACCAUGCCCUUCAAUUCUCUAAGGUAAUCGGUGCUCAAAUGAAAACAAUUCUGACCAGAAUGCUAAUGGAAAAAGCCUUUGUUGCUAGCUCUGAAAGCAAACUCGAAUUUUCGAAUGGCAAGAUUUUCUCCCUAAUGAGCACGGACCUGAGCAAGAUAGAUGAAGCAAUUAGCUAUUUUCCAUUUGUUGUGUCUUGUCCAUUCCCGCUUAUUGCCGCAAUUGCUUUGUUGAUUGUUAACAUUGGAUAUGCGGCUUUGAGCGGUCUCGGUCUAUUUUUCGCGGCAAUAAUGGUGGCCGCCCUCCCGACCAAAGCGUUGUUGGAAUAUAAAAAGAAGGGAUCAGCUUACACUGACAAAAGAGUGGAGUUAAUGAGGGAAAUUUUGAACGCCAUGAAGAUGAUCAAAUUACAUACCUGGGAAGAUGCGUACGAAGAAAAAGUUAUCGAAGCAAGAACUAAAGAAUCUCGAUAUAUUCUUAAAUCGGACUGGCUUACCAGUAUAAUGUUUGGAAUCGUCUUCAACCUCUCCCUUUUGUCAUCUAUGAUGUCAUUCUUGGUUUUGUACGCUAUCCAUUCAACAAAAGGAUCACCUGGUAACAUUUUCGCCUCGUUAUCCCUUUUCGACAUUUUGACGAAUUUGUUUUCCGAAUUUCCAUUGUAUAUUUCUUAUUGCACUACAGGUUGGGUCGCACUAACUAGAGUUCUUGAAUUUCUACAAUCUCCUGAUGAAUUGAAGGAAGAUCUAGGGAGCGCUAAAAUUGGAGAAACUCAGAAGAACGUUGUUGUUAAAGCCUGUGGCGCGGAUUUUGAAUGGGGCGCCGCAAGAGACGAUGAGUCAAAAUUCUGUUUCAAAAAUGUUAACCUUGAAAUUUCUCAAGGGGAGUUUAUUGUCGUUGCAGGGCGGACUGGGUCGGGAAAGUCUGCGCUACUCAGCGCUAUUGCAGGUGGAAUGAAAACUACAAGUGGAAGCGUUUAUAUCAGUGGUUCUUAUCUGUCAUGCGGACAACCUUGGAUACAAAGCGCCACCGUCCGCGACAAUAUCACAUUUGGAAUGGAAUUUGAUCCCAAAUUCUAUAUCGAGACCAUUAAGGCCUGCGCGCUAGAUAAAGAUUUGGAAUCGCUUUCCGCGGGUGACAAAACCGAAGUUGGUGAAAGAGGUGUUACGCUUUCAGGAGGCCAGAAAGCGAGAAUAAAUCUGGCCAGAGCCGUUUAUGCUCGCAAAGAUGUUUACCUCUUGGAUGAUAUUCUAAGUGCUCUGGACUCUCAGGUCGGAGAAAUGGUUGUCGAGAAUUGCUUGACGGAACUGAUGGCUGAUAAAACUAUCAUAAUGACUACACAUCAGCCCUCUGUAAUACAAAGAGCUGAUCGCAUUGUUUUCAUAGAUGACAAUAGAGAGCCGCAUAUUGGAACACUUGAGGAAAUGGUCGUAAAACAUCCAGCACUUGCAUCUCUAAUGGCCAACAGGGAACGCAGGUCUCCAAAAGCUGACGUGGUACGGAAAAUUCAUGACAAAGUUGGCCAAAAUUGGGAUUUCGAAAAUUACGAAGGUGAAGUCGAUCAGCUGUAUCAUGCUGAAGAAAAAGCUGUCAACUCCAUCCCUUUCUGGAUCUAUAAACAAUACUUGCAAGCUGGUUCCAGCGGUCAUCCCUUUUUGUGGCUUUUGGCUGUUAUUAUUGCCACCAUUGUGACAGUUUUUUCUAUGAUGUUUGCUAAUGUUUGGCUUUCUUUCUGGAUUGACCGCCAUUUCGCACACAAAUCUGACGCUUUUUACAUUGGGAUCUAUGUCAUGUUUGUAAUCCUGAGCCUGGUACUUGUUUCUGUUGAGUUGGCAAUCAUGGCUUAUCUUACUAUUAAUGCGGCGAAACACUUGAAUCUCAACGCUCUCAGGAGAGUCUUACACGCUCCAAUGACUUUUACUGAAACUACUCCGAGUGGAAGAAUCUUGAAUAGAUUCACCAAGGACACCAAUUCGCUGGAUAACGAGAUUGGCAACCAACUGAAAAUUUUAAUACAUCAAGUCGCUAUGGUGUUUGGUAUUCUAAUACUCUGUGUUGUUUACUUGCCAUGGUUCGCGAUUGCACUUCCCCUACUUGUUAUCAUAUUCACCGUGAUAACAAAUUACUAUCAAGCCUCUUCAAGAGAGGUCAAAAGACUAGAAUCUGUUAGCAGAUCGUUUGUUUACGAUAACUUUAAUGAAGUGUUGAAUGGAGUUGAAACUAUAAAGGCAUACAAUUCUGAAGAGCGUUUUCUUCAGAAAAACGACCACCUUGUUGACCGGCAGAACGAGGCUUACCUUGUCACAGUUGCGAACCAAAGGUGGAUUGGAAUAAGCUUAGACCUCACGGGAUGCGGGCUGGCAUUUGUUGUCACAAUGCUAGCAUUGACACACCAAUUUAACAUUAGUGCAGCUUCGACAGGUCUAAUUGCAACAUAUGCUCUCGAAUUGUCUUCCCUUUUUUCUUCAUGCCUAACGUCCUUCUCUGAAGUUGAAAACGAGAUGAACUCCGUUGAAAGGUUGUGCCGUUAUGCAAAUGAUUUAGAGCAAGAAGCUGUGUACAAGAUGCCCGUCGAAGUGCUGCCAGAUCGCUGGUCCAAAGAUUGCUCUAUAAGCUUCCGAGACGUAAGCCUGAGGUAUCGCAGCGGACUACCUCUGGCUCUUAAGCACGUAAAUUUUCUUGUGAAUGCUCAAGAAAAAAUAGGAAUAUGUGGACGGACAGGGUCAGGAAAGAGCUCUUUGAUUGCCGCAAUCUUUAGACUAAAAGAGCUCGCCGAAGGGGCAAUUGAAGUUGGCGGCGUUGACGUCAAAAGCUUAGGACUCCACGACUUGAGAUCCAACCUCUCUAUAAUUCCUCAAGACCCUGUAUUGUUACAGGGAACAAUCCGGAAGAAUUUAGACCCAUUUGGACAAUAUCAGGAUGUGCAGCUAUGGGACGCGAUCAAAAGAAGCGGCCUCCUGGAUUUUAACAACUCAAAGAACCAGAAAUCAGCUGAUAACUUUCAAAAGUUUCAUCUGGAUUCCAUUGUGGAAGAAGACGGCUCUAACUUUUCACUCGGAGAACGUCAGCUCAUUGCGUUGACCAGGGCGCUAGUAACUGAUUCCAAAAUUUUAAUAAUGGAUGAAGCUACUUCAAAUAUUGAUCAAAAGACGGACGAAUUAGUUCAAAAGACAAUUAUGAGUGAGUUUAAAGACCGCACGGUCUUAUGUAUUGCGCACAGAUUGAAAACCAUACUUGCCUAUGACAAGGUUUUGGUGAUGAAAGACGGGGAAUUGCACCAGUACGACGAGCCAAUUGCCUUAUUCAAUACACCAGGUCUGUUCAGGGACAUGUGCGACAGCUCAGACAUUAGAGCUGAGGAUUUCCCAAACUAG